AUAGCCAGAGAGAGACGGCAGCAUUACUGCAGAGAAAAGUCGCCGCCACCGCCGCCGCAUCUCCCCCGGCAACUCCAAAUCCUUCAAUACCCGCCGCCUGCUCCCGGCCGAACCAAGGCAUCCCAUACAUACAUUCUCACCGCUGUCCCCAAUCCCGUCCAUCCUUCUUCUUCUUGUUCUUCCGAUUCUCCCUCCGUAAGCCGUCACUCUAUUCCCGCGCAGCAACUUCUUUUCGUCCUUUACUUUCCGUCGUCUAGUUGCUGGAGCGGAGAACAAGAAUCCCUCUCCUGCCAGCGAGUUGGAUUUAGCAUUCAGUUUCGCCGAGAUUUACCUUAAACUCUAUCUCAGCUUUGCACCCCGUUUUGGCUUUGUAUUGGCUUCCUCCACACUACUAGAUCUGCUGUCUGCAGCAGAGCAAUUCUAUAUUUUCAGUUGUCUUUUCCAGGGCAUUUCCUUGUUCUUCUAAGAUUUUGGAUUUGGGUUUUGUGAAAGGCGGGGGAUUUUUUGAGUUGGGAUCUUAGAGAAUGGUGUUUUGGGAAGGUUAUGUGAGUGAUGAAACAAUGGGGACAUUUGCCCCAAUAGUGGUGUACUGGUUGUAUGCUGGGUUCUAUCAAAUUUUGCCGCCGUUGGACCAGUAUCGAUUGCACACGAGGAAAGAAGAGGAGAAGAAGAAUCUGGUGUCGUUGGCUAGUGUGGUGAAGGGGGUUGUGAUUCAGCAGCUGGUGCAGAUAGUUGCAGCUCAUUUGCUCUUCUUGUUGACAUCAACUACAGCUGCAUCCGAGGUUGUCAUUCAACCCUCAGUUCCUCUCCAGAUCGUCCAGAUCAUUCUAGCAAUGUUUGUAAUGGACACAUGGCAGUACUUCGUUCAUCGCUACAUGCAUCAGAACAAAUUCCUAUACCGCCAUGUACAUUCUCAACACCAUCGUUUGGUCGUCCCCCAGGCCAUUGGAGCCCUUUACAAUCACCCACUGGAGGGUCUAUUGCUGGACACAGUUGGAGGUGCAAUCUCCUUCCUCGCCUCUGGGAUGACCGCAAGAACGGGGGUAAUUUUCUUCUGCUUUGCCACGGCAAAAACAGUCGACGAUCACUGUGGCCUUUGGUUGCCUGGCAAUAUCUUCCAUCUGUUCUUCGCCAACAACUCUGCCUACCACGACAUCCAUCACCAACUCCCAGGUACAAAGUAUAAUUACUCCCAGCCGUUCUUCCCCUUAUGGGACAAGCUCUUGGGGACUCAUAUGCCCUACGUUCUUGUGAAGCGAGCCGAGGGAGGCUAUGAAGCUAAGCUGAUGAAAUACUAGUUGCAACUUGUGAAAGUUUGUGGUCAUUAACUUAUCUCUCACAGCAAGUGAAUUGGGUUUCUUGCCAGAAUUCAUAGGGAAUAGAAGUGUUUGUUUAAG
This is a messenger RNA of Linum trigynum, 1397 nucleotides long. NCBI's taxonomy places the organism in Eukaryota, Viridiplantae, Streptophyta, Magnoliopsida, Malpighiales, Linaceae. The record is from the annotation of a GenBank genome assembly.